AUGAAUUUCGACGACGAGGACGAGAAUGGAGCAGGCUCCCAAGAUUCAGGCUCCGAGAACGAUGCCGACGAGAUCAUGGAGGAUGUAGACGACGGGGACGCAGAUGCCGAUGCCGACGCUGAUGGCGAUGGAGAUGGCGACGAAGGGGACGAGGAUGGCGAUGAUGGCGACGGAGACGAUGAUGAUGGGAACGGGGACAAUGACGACGACGACCAGGAGGAGCCAGUCAGCCCCUCACAACGGCCGCGCAGCCUUCCCAAUGGCUCUUCUGCUAUGCCAGGCCCCUUAAGAACCGAUACAAACCCGACCGUCACCUUGACCUCACCUUCUCCACGAGCUGCCGAACUGGCAGGAGGUCUGCCGUUCCGACCGAGUGUACGACCAGAAGCCCUCAAUGCGCUCGUAUACGACAUCAUCCCUACGAUCGCAGCCCCACACAGCACCUCGAUAAAUGCCGUGACUGCGACGCCAGACAUGCGGUGGGUUUUCAGUGGAGGAGCAGAUGGAUACAUAAGGAAGUUUAAUUGGAUCGAUACGGCCAAUGGCAAAUUGGCCCUCACCGUGGCUCAACGGCACCCGUUCGUUGAUAGUGUCACGAAAGCUGGGGUGCUUCUUAGCUACUGGGAAAACGACGAUUCCGACCGCAACGAGGCUACCAGUCUCUCGCCAGUAUACUCCCUUGCUGUACACCACCAGUCACUCUGGCUCUUAUCUGGACUAGAGUCAGGAGGCAUAAACCUGCAAUCUGUGCGACAUGAAGAAGGCAAGCGGAUACACACUCUUCGACAGCACACCUCGGCUGUGUCUGUUUUGACGCUCGCACAAGAUGAGACUUCGGUGCUCUCAGGAAGUUGGGACAAGACUAUAAACGACUGGGAUCUCAACACAGGACAAGUGAAGAGACGCUUUGAGACAAGUAAUGGUCAGCAGAUCUCCGCGAUCGAGCAAAGACCGAUGUCUACAUUGCCUAUUCCACAGGACACCGACAUAGUGCCAGUCUCAAACGGCACGUUUUCGUCCAAUAACGCAGCUCGCCCACAAGCCAAUGGUCUCUCUAAUGGCGUCGGGCCUUCCAGUCGACCUUCGGCUGUAGAAGCGAACGGGAACGAAGAUGCUGCUGGCUCGCCCGAAGACUCAUUGUUCGGCGACAAAGAUUCCCUGUUCGGUGACGACAAAGACCCAUCCAAUGGCCCAUCGGGGCUCGCGCCAUUCGGAGACGAUGAGGAAGACGAGUUUUCGAGAGCCAUCGCCAAUGGUAUACAGCAGGCGGACGAGGAUGCAAACGCUGGUAUGGACAUGAUGGAUCUUGGCGGCCCGGUCCAAGCUCCCGCCCGCGAACAAUCACCUGAAGCCUUGAAGGAAUCUCUGGGAACUACGCAGACCGAAACACUGCCCAACGGAGUGUCGGAGGCCCAGUCCAGCGCGCUUGUCAAUGGUCUUCCCCAUUCGGAAGAAGUCUCAGGAUCGGCCGGUACAAACUCAAUGCAAGCUGAACAACCAGCUUCGUCCGAAACGACAUUCUUUGACGCGGCAAUUGACGGUACAGUUCGCAUCUGGGAUCGACGGCAAUCGAAUCCAAUCGCUCGCAUAGCGCCUCCACGUAAUACCCCGCCUUGGUGUAUGAAUGCUUGCUGGUCACCGGACGGCAACUUCAUCUACGCCGGCCGAAGGAACGGUACUGUUGAUGAGUACAGCCUUCACAAAAGUUUGCGAGAACCUCGACGAACCUUCAAAUUUCCCGGGGUUAGUGGUGCCGUGAGCGCUGUGCGGGCGAUGCCCAACGGGCGACACCUUGUCUGCGCUUCCUAUGACAUUCUGCGGUUGUAUGACCUUCAUGAGCAAGAAAACAAAAAUCUCGCUGUACCUUUCUGGAUCGUUCCAGGUCAUCGGACAGGUGUAGUUUCGCAGCUGUAUCUUGAUCCUACAUGCCAGUUCAUGAUAUCAACCGGCGGGAACAGAGGCUGGGAAGGGAGUACGACGGAGGUUUUGCUCGGAUACGAGAUUGGCAUUCCAUCUUGA
Molecule: messenger RNA, 2019 nt
Organism: Didymosphaeria variabile
Lineage: Eukaryota; Fungi; Ascomycota; Dothideomycetes; Pleosporales; Didymosphaeriaceae
Gene: SPT8
Product: Transcription factor spt8
Exons: 3
Coding region: 1-2019 (672 amino acids)
Molecular function (GO): protein binding
Source: RefSeq, a predicted model, not a curated record